AUGCGCGCCCAUACCACGUCCCCCAACCCCCGCCGGGCGAGCGUUGCACCACGCAGCCCCAUCCGAACCACCAAGUCCGACCAGCCCUCCACGUCCCCAACCUACACCUUCGCGGACACCCCUCACCCUAAAGCGCACUCUCCCACCCCAGUCCCUGCCACCACCAUCCCCAUCCUAUCCCCGAAGCCCGCCCAAGCCGAAGUCCCCGCCGCGGAGAAGCAGAAGCGCGAGCCCGGGCUCGCACCCCUCACCAACCCGACGCCUGAGCAAGUGUCCGCCGCAGAGAAGAUCCAAGAAGCGUACCGCGCACACGCCGCGCGCACACACGCGCUCAAGUCCAUCUCGACCCUCCGCACACGCUUCCUCGCCGCCAAGGCCGCGUUCGCGCUGCCGACGACGCUCGACUACGAGACCCCCGUGCGUGCUGCGGACGGCACCGAGACGCGCGCGCAUGUAACCGUCACCGUCGACCCCGUCGUCGCCCUUCCGUCGCCUGCCCUUUCCACGACCGACGAGGACCCAUUCGCACACGUGCCGAAGCUCGCGUACACCCCGACGAACGCGCCGCUGCACGCGUACGAGGAGGAGUUGAGCCGCAUCCUCAGCGCGCUCGACGCGGUCGAGAGCCGCGGCGAUGCGGGCGUGCGCGCGGCGCGGCGCGAGCUGGCGCGGAUGGUCGAGCGGGAGGCGGAGCGCGUCGAGCGCUGGCGC
This is a messenger RNA of Trametes versicolor FP-101664 SS1, 711 nucleotides long. RefSeq lists its product as uncharacterized. The annotation marks the transcript as partial. Lineage: Eukaryota; Fungi; Basidiomycota; Agaricomycetes; Polyporales; Polyporaceae. The transcript has a single exon. The record is from RefSeq and is a predicted model, not a curated record. Gene Ontology annotation, molecular function: protein-folding chaperone binding.